AUGCUUCAUGGAUGUGUUAGUUUGAUAAAAGGUUUUUAUUUGAUUAUUUUCGUUAUAUGUAGUGCCAUUAUUGCUGGUCCUAUUUUAUGUGCUACUCACUUUACGAUUAAAAUCAACACGGGUUCAGCGUCUGUAUCCGGCUAUCACCUCAAUAGUGGUUUUACCUCAUGUGGAAUUUUGAUUAGUCUUACAGCUGGUCUAGUAGACGUAGUUAUUUAUAGUAUGAGUUUUCAUUCAUCACUACAGGCCGCUAUCUCAUAUGCAAAUAAUCAACCGGUGGGUGCGCAAGAAUUUUAUAAUCGAACCAACGCUGAUAUAGCUGAAUAUCAUAAAGAACUCGUGCGUCUUGUAGCUUUGGAAAAAAAUCUUUUAAAUCCGUUGAGUGACGUAGCUCUACUUUCAUAUGAAGUACAAGAUAGUGUUAAAGAUAUUCAUGACUUAUUUAAACUAUUCAUGGAACACAAUGAUAGUGCCGAUAUGGAUUCAAAAUUAAAACAAUCGGCUGGAAUAAAAUUAAAUAACUUUCUCGAAAAACAAAAAAAAAAUAAAGAAGAAGUUGAUGCAAUAAAACAGGAUAUAGAUUCGUUGAAUAAUGAACUGAAGAGUGCCAAUGAUCGUUUAUCUGUGACAAAUUCAAACACAAGGAAAAUUAAACAACCACUACCAAUGAAAACUUCCGCAUUUUAUUUUAUUGAUGCAUCGACUAGUAAUUUACGUCAACUCAGUCAAUGUCACUUAUUUGUGUUAACAGUAUCUUUUAUGAUAUUUAUUCAUCUGACAGGUAUGUCGAUACUUCAAUAUCUCGGACUUAAAGAUACGAAAUGGAUUCCAUCAUUGAUGAUGAUGGCUUUACUUAUUAUCGGACAAUCAAUGGCACUACUUUUCUAUACACAAAUUACUCAUGCUUUUAAACCUAUGUCGCCCCUUUAUUUGUAUGCAAUAGUAUUCAUCUCGCGAUCUAUCAUGGGUAUAAAACAUUAUAUGGAGCAUGUAAAUUAA
Molecule: messenger RNA, 999 nt
Organism: Didymodactylos carnosus
Lineage: Eukaryota; Metazoa; Rotifera; Eurotatoria; Philodinida; Philodinidae
Source: the annotation of a GenBank genome assembly